ACCACCUGGCUGAGGAGGGCAGAAGGGCCCUGGAGCGCAGGCCCCCCCUGGAGCCCUGACCAGGCACAGGGGUGAACUGAGUGUGCCGGAGACCAGGCUGGGGCAGGGGCUGGUUGGCUCAGGUCCUCAUAGGAGGGAGAUACCACCAGGGGCCAAGGCAGGCAGGCAACCCAGGCCAAGCACCCGGGAGUGUGGCAAAGGACUUGGCUCUGAGAAUCGGACAGUCUCAAAAAGCCACUGUGCAUUCCAAGAAAGGACUACGUAUGCACGUCUGUGAGGCUGAGCAGUUCUGAAGAGCUGGGGUUCAGGGCUGUGUGCAUGUGAAGAGGCCACGUGGCCAGCCCAGUCCACGGGCCAGCCCCUGCCCUGAAGGACAGAAGGAGCCCGAGCGCCCCCUCGCCUGAGGUGCCAUGGCCAGACUCUGCCAGGCCCUGGUGCUCCUGGUGGCCACCGCAGCCCUCCUGUCCCAGAGAGUCCAAGCCUGGGGCUCGCCGAAGGUGGUGAGGGCAUUCCAGGACAUCCCAAAGAGCUACGUGUACGUGGAGCAGGCGCUCUGGUUCGCCAUGAAGGAGUACAACAAGGCCAGCAGGGACAAGUACAACUUCAGGGUGGUGGAGGUGCUGAAGACCCAGGAGCAGAUCACAGACAGUUUGGAGUACUACAUCGAAGUCAAAAUCGCCAGAACAAUGUGCAAGAAAAUUUCAGGACAAAGUGAAAACUGCAUAUUUCCAGAGGACCCCAAAAUGCAAAAGAUGGUUUUUUGCACCUUUAUUGUUAGCUCCAGACCAUGGAAAUUUGAGCUCACUAUGCUGAAGAAACAAUGCAAAGACAUCUAAUUCUCCCAUGCAUGUUUGGCAUGUUUGCUUCCCCUUGAAAGAGACAAAGCAAAGACACUUUAAGACUUUUCAACACCACAGCUGACCUGCUCGCUCCAUCUUGUGAGUUCUCCAGGAGCUGAUGCUGAGAACAUGCGAUAUCUUGAACAACCUCUUCCUGCAGGUGCGUCAUCUCCUGCAGGGAUGAGCUGCUGCCGAUAAAUGGGAGUUGUGUCCAC
Tupaia belangeri chinensis (Chinese tree shrew) is the source of this 1054-nucleotide messenger RNA. Its product is annotated as cystatin-13. The transcript is spliced from 5 exons. The record is from RefSeq and is a predicted model, not a curated record. Gene Ontology annotation, molecular function: cysteine-type endopeptidase inhibitor activity. Bases 411 to 836 code for a protein of 141 amino acids. NCBI's taxonomy places the organism in Eukaryota, Metazoa, Chordata, Mammalia, Scandentia, Tupaiidae.